Nyctereutes procyonoides (raccoon dog) is the source of this 1571-nucleotide messenger RNA. RefSeq names its product mitochondrial transcription termination factor 3 (gene MTERF3). Gene Ontology annotation, cellular component: mitochondrion. Gene Ontology annotation, molecular function: double-stranded DNA binding. The transcript has 8 exons. Gene Ontology annotation, biological process: mitochondrial ribosome assembly; regulation of DNA-templated transcription. Bases 224 to 1477 code for a protein of 417 amino acids. The record is from RefSeq and is a predicted model, not a curated record. NCBI's taxonomy places the organism in Eukaryota, Metazoa, Chordata, Mammalia, Carnivora, Canidae.
GCGGCGGGCGUGGGGGGGCCUGCGGGGUCCCGGGCCGGCGAGGCGAGCGGCUGCCUGCCCCGGGCCGACGGCGCCGCGCCCACCCUCCAGCCCGCUGCACCGCGUUCAGCCGCCGCCUCGCCUCCCCCCGGCCGCGUGGCCGCGGCGUAGACCGACGACCUGGUGUCCUGGCCGCGGGGCCACUUGCAGCCAGCGCACGCUGCAGCCGGCUACUUUAAGAAAAAUGGCUUUGUCAGCCCGUCAGAUACCCAGAUGGUUCAAUUCAGUUAAAUUGAGUAGCUUUGUUACAGCUAUGCAACUGGGAAAACGUUUUCCAAGAGCAGGAAAAACAUUGUUGCGUGGCGUUUCUGCUCAGCCACAGAUGUCCUCUGGCAAUUGCUUUCUCCAGUGGGGAUUUAAGGCUUACAGGACUUCCUCCUUACGGAAUAGUUCCCAGUCGGCCAACCCAAGUAGGCAGGAGAUUGGUUCUGCCCAAAGUACUCUGCUUCCUUCUGUGAAUGAACAGACACCGAAGACACAAAAGAUACCCAGCCUUGAUUCUGAGCUGUCUCUAGAAGCUCUGGACGACCUGCCCUCCCUGGCUCCCCUGCAGCCCGUCUCCGAGGAGGAGGCCAUUCAGAUCGUCGCAGACCCUCCGUUGCCCCCAGACACGUUCACCCUCCGAGACUACGUGGAUCAUUCCGAGACUCUGCAGAAAUUAGUGCAUUUAGGAGUGGAUCUCUCAAAGAUAGAAAAACAUCCAGAAGCAGCCAACCUCCUUCUGAGACUGGAUUUUGAAAAAGACAUUAAGCAAAUACUCAUGUUUCUUAAAGAUUUGGGUAUAGAAGAUAACCAGCUGGGAACAUACCUGACUAAAAACUAUGCUAUUUUCUCUGAAGACCUUGAAAAUCUUAAGACCAGAGUGGCUUAUCUACAAUCAAAAAAUUUCAGUAAGGCACAGAUUGCACAGAUGGUCAGAAAUGCGCCGUUUUUGCUGAGUUUUUCAGUGGAAAGAUUGGAUAACAGAUUGGGAUUUUUUCAGAAAGAACUUGAACUCAGCGUGAAGAAGACUAGAGAUCUGGUCGUUCGUCUCCCAAGACUACUAACUGGAAGCCUGGAGCCUGUGAAAGAAAACAUGAAGGUUUAUCGUCUUGAACUAGGUUUUAAACAUAAUGAAAUUCAACAUAUGAUCACCAGAGUCCCCAAGAUGUUAACUGCAAAUAAAAGGAAGCUUACUGAGACUUUCGACUACCUGCACAAUGUGAUGAGCAUUCCCCACCAUCUCAUUGUCAGGUUCCCCCAGGUGUUUAAUACAAGGUUGUUUAAAGUCAAAGAAAGACAUUUGUUUCUUACCUAUUUAGGAAGAGCACAGUAUGAUCCAACAAAACCUAACUACAUCUCUCUGGACAAGUUUGUGUCUGUACCUGAUGAAAUAUUCUGUGAGGAGAUUGCCAAAGCCUCAGUACAGGACUUUGAGAAAUUCUUAAAAACUCUUUAGUGUUUGAUGAAUGUUAAGAUGUAAUAAUGUAAAAUGAAUGUAUAUAUGAGUGAAUACUACAUGUUUUUAAAUAAAUGCCUCAGGCCUCCAUUAA